Molecule: messenger RNA, 1599 nt
Organism: Diversispora eburnea
Lineage: Eukaryota; Fungi; Glomeromycota; Glomeromycetes; Diversisporales; Diversisporaceae
Source: the annotation of a GenBank genome assembly
AUGCUGAUAGUAUUGUUAGACAUAAUAUUUCGAGCUGGUCUCAUAAAAAAUAUUUCAGAAAAUGAUGAUGUUAAAAGGAAGAUAUUAAAAGUUCAAUCUACAAGAGAUAUCAUUAAUGAAGGAUUAAAUAUGGAAGAUAAAAUUAGAGUUAAUAAUGAUGAAGUUAUUAAUAUUAAUAUGAACAAUCAAAAAGAAAAAAUUCAAAGUUCACCAACUUCAAAGUUUUUAAGAAAACGAGAUCAAACUACUACUUCCAAGAACGAGCUCACAAUUAAAAAUAAAAAGAAAGCUAUAAUUAAAUCGUCGACGAUUUCUAAACCAAAGACCGCAAUUCCAACAAGAUCUUCAGAAAGAACUUCUUCAAUUUCACCAGUUCCUACAGCUACAUUGUCCAACACUUCAGUAAAACCCGAUUUAUGUCCUAUAAAUUGCGGUGAACCUGAAUGUUACUGUAAUUUUAAUCCUCAAACACCUUAUUGUUUUGUAAAUGCUUCGGGUUUCACGUGCGAUACCACAUUAACCGAAGAAUGGAGAAUAGAUCUUAACACAGGACUCACUUUUAACAAUGAAAUUCUCAAAGAUCUUUUCGAAGUUUGUAAUACAUUUAUUCCACCCACUAACGAAACUGAUCGUAAAACUUUAAUAAAAUUAUUAGCAAUUAGCAACUUUGGUUAUAAAAAUAAUGUAAAUGGUAUUUGGACUAAUCCAUUUGAUUUUUUGGGAGAUUGUAGAGAAAAAUUUUAUUGUGAUACAGGAUCGAAUUCUCAAAAGAAUCAAGGAAUAUGUAAAAUUAAAUUUAAUUCAGGUGAAGCGUGCUUAAGUGCUAAUCAAUGCAAUACUCAACGAUGCGUGAAUCAAUCUGAUAUUAAUUCAUCAGUUAUUAUUAAAAAAGUUGUAGAGGGAACAAAUGUUACGUCAGACUUUGUGUGUGCACGUCUUACUGAUGAUACCACUUUACCAAUAGAACUUAAUGAUAAAUCAAAAAAUUUGUCUAAAUUAACAAUUAUAAUAAUAAGUGUUGGAAUUAGAAAAAAACAACGACAACAAUUGUCUUUCUUCAGAACUUUCUUAAAAAGAUUAAAAUUUCCAAUUAGUAAUAAUCCAAACAAAGCCAAGUUUAAUAGAAAUAUUAAGGCAUCUAAUUCUCGUUUUGUGGCUAAACAUUUAUCACCAUUAAGAGAAAAUUUUGAAGAUAAUUUGAAUAAUACAAGAUUCACUAUUCGACCUCAUUCAACGGAUAGUGGAAAAAUGAAAUUUUCUGUAGUUCCAGAUAGCUUAAGAAAUGAUGAGGAAAAUAAUUCUGAUCGAAUAUCAAUUUUACUUCCAACACCUCCUUCAUUACAUAUUAGAGAUUCUUUUAAUUCCAGAUCUAAAAGAUUUACUUAUGACUUAUAUAGUACUGAUUAUACGAAUGAUAAUAUUCCACAACAAUUAUUUAGUUUAAGAAAACCAGGAAUAAUAGAGAACGAAGAAUAUCAGAUGAGUGAAUCAGAAAUGGAAGGUUAUGAACGGGAAGAAGAAUUAAAAAUUAUUAGAUUACAUGAAGAACAAUUAAAAGAGUUAGAAAAAUUAUCAAACAGAUUAAAAGGUUUUUCUUAG